Molecule: messenger RNA, 1019 nt
Organism: Diceros bicornis minor
Lineage: Eukaryota; Metazoa; Chordata; Mammalia; Perissodactyla; Rhinocerotidae
Gene: ARR3
Product: arrestin 3
Exons: 12
Coding region: 3-1019 (338 amino acids)
Biological process (GO): G protein-coupled receptor internalization; signal transduction; visual perception
Molecular function (GO): G protein-coupled receptor binding
Source: RefSeq, a predicted model, not a curated record
UCAUGUUAACAUGUGCCUUUCGCUAUGGCCAUGAUGACUUGGAUGUGAUUGGUCUGACGUUCCGCAAAGAUCUGUAUGUACAGGUCCUGCAAGUGGUCCCAGCUGAGGCCACCAGCCCCCAGGGGCCCCUCACAGUCCUACAGGAGCGACUGCUGCACAAGCUGGGGGACAAUGCCUACCCCUUUACUCUGCAGAUGGUUGUCAACCUGCCCUGUUCGGUGACACUGCAGCCAGAUCCUGAAGAUACAGGAAAGGCCUGUGGGAUUGACUUUGAAGUGAAAAGUUUCUGUGCUGAAAACCUGGAGGAGAAAAUCUCCAAGAGAGACUCUGUGCGCCUGGUGAUUCGGAAAAUACAGUUUGCACCCCUGGAGCCAGGCCCUGGCCCCUCAGCCCAGACUGUCCGCCGCUUCCUUCUGUCAGCUCAGCCCCUACAACUCCAGGCCUGGAUGGACAGGGAGGUUCACUACCAUGGCAAACCCAUCUCUGUCAAUGUUUCUAUCAACAACUGCACCAACAAGGUCAUAAAAAAAAUCAAGAUUUCAGUUGACCAGAUCACAGAUGUUGUCCUGUAUUCACUAGACAAGUACACCAAGACUGUGUUCAUUCAGGAGUUCACGGAAACUAUAGCUGCUAACUCCAGCUUCUCCAAGAGCUUCACGGUAACCCCACUCCUGGAUGCCAACUGCCAGAAACAGGGCCUGGCACUGGACGGCAAACUCAAGCAUGGUGAUACCAAUCUGGCCUCCAGCACGAUUCUUCGACCUGGAAUGGACAAGGAGCUGCUGGGGAUCCUGGUAUCCUACAAAGUCAGAGUCAACCUGAUGGUGUCCUGUGGAGGCAUCCUAGGUGACCUGACAGCCAGUGAUGUCGGUGUGGAGCUGCCCCUGAUCCUGAUGCAUCCAAAGCCUUCGCAAGAGGCCACUAGCUCUGAGGACAUAGUCAUCGAGGAGUUUACUCGUGAGCCCGGCGGGGAGGAGACCCAGGAGGCGUUGGCGGCAGAGGGGGACGAGGGGAGCUGA